Messenger RNA from Lolium perenne, 1697 nucleotides. Its product is annotated as origin of replication complex subunit 4. Gene Ontology annotation, biological process: DNA replication; DNA replication initiation. The record is from RefSeq and is a predicted model, not a curated record. Lineage: Eukaryota; Viridiplantae; Streptophyta; Magnoliopsida; Poales; Poaceae. Gene Ontology annotation, cellular component: nucleus; nuclear origin of replication recognition complex. Gene Ontology annotation, molecular function: ATP hydrolysis activity; DNA replication origin binding; ATP binding.
CUUAUUUGUUUUUAGCGGAACCGGCGCCAAAAGGAAAUCGCAAAGUCAAUUUCCUGCGCGCGCUCUGCCGGCCGACUCUCUCCUCCAAGGCUCCAACAUUCCAACUCCCAUGGCGGCGGCGGCGGCGGCGCCCGUGGCGAAUCAAGCACAGGCCGUGCUCCGCGGCCGUCUCUGCGACCCGGCCUUCGUCCACUCCCCUCUCAGAUCCUCGCCCGACACCAACUACAGUAAGCUCAAGUACCUCGUCGACAGCUCCGUCUCCGAGGCCUGCAACAACUCCGUGCUCCUCCUCGGACCCCGCGGAUGCGGAAAAGGCGCGGUGAGGUUUCCCUUUCUUUAUCCCCAUUCCGUGACUUGCCCAACUGCAGAUGUGGUGUUUGAUGAAAUGUGCAUGCCAUGCGCGCAGUUGGCACCGCGUGCCAUCUUUUUCUCUCAGCUGGGAAACUCAUGUUUCACUUCUUUACAGGUGCUCGACAUGGUUCUAGAGGACCUGAAGAAGGAGCAUCCUGAUGCGAUAUCCGUGAUCAGGCUGAAUGGGAUGUUGCAUAGUGAUGACAACUGCGCUACCAAGGAAAUUGCAAGGCAGCUUUGUCUGGAGCAUCAAUUGUCAUUUUCCAAAAUGGCUUCUUCGGAUGACAACACUGACUUCAUGAUUGACAUGUUACGGGAGUGUGGACUAGCUCACAAGACAGUAAUUUUUGUCCUGGAAGAGUUUGACCUCUUUGCCCAGGGGAAGCAGCGGUUACUCUAUAGCUUACUUGAUGCGAUGCAGACUCUUACAUCACAAGCUGUUGUCAUUGGUAUAAGUUGCCGACUGGAUGCGGAUCAACUGCUAGAAAAAAGAGUUCGGUCCCGCUUCUCUCACAGGAAGCUUCUAUUUGUUCCUUCUUCAUUGGAUGGUAUACAGAGGUUAAUGGAACAUCUGCUAAUGCUAGACAAAGACUCGAGCUUACCAAAAAACUAUGUUACGGAGUACAAUUCAAGGCUUACUAGCAUUUUCGGAAAUAAGAAAUUUAAAGGAAUUCUUGGCUCUCUCACUGAUGCGGAUGCAACAACCAGCAACAUCCUCAGAUUUCUUUUCAGAGUGGUGUCAUAUAUGGACAUGGAAUCUGGACUUCUGUCAAUGGAAUGCUUUACACAUGCUCUUUCCUGCAUGCAGAGGCAACCCAAGCUGGACAGUUUGCAAGAUUUGUCGAUUUUGGAACUGUACAUACUUGUAUGCAUGAAUAGACUAGAAGAUAAGGAGCAAAAUUCGUACAACUUCAACUCUAUAAUGAAAGAAUACAGAUCUAUACAGGAUGCCUACAAAACUUCUGAUAAGUAUGCAACCACUGUUUGCUUCAGGGCUUUUGAACAUCUCUUGGACCGCGAGUUGAUUACCUUUGCAGACUCCAAAGGGAGAAAUGUGGCUCUUGAAUAUCGGUCUGUCAAACUUCUGAUAUCUUCUCGUGAACUUGCACAAUCCCUCGAGUUAAACACUACAUGCCCUGCUGUACUGCAGAAGCUACUUGACCGUGAAAGAUACAUGUAGAAGUUCUUAUGUGUUCGCUGAAGUUGUAGUACAUUUUCAAUGUUGCUGGUGUGCUUGUUUGACCAGAGCAAAUUCAUUGUCAGGUGUUUAUAGACCGCACCAGAACAUGGCAUCCUCUUGUUUGGGUGUUUCAUCGUGAAAUGGGUUCUGCUAUGUUUUGUCUUUC